This is a messenger RNA of Anguilla rostrata (American eel), 1087 nucleotides long. RefSeq names its product glutathione S-transferase theta 1a (gene gstt1a). NCBI's taxonomy places the organism in Eukaryota, Metazoa, Chordata, Actinopteri, Anguilliformes, Anguillidae. The coding region runs from base 89 to 817 and encodes 242 amino acids. Gene Ontology annotation, cellular component: cytoplasm. The record is from RefSeq and is a predicted model, not a curated record. Gene Ontology annotation, biological process: glutathione metabolic process. Gene Ontology annotation, molecular function: glutathione transferase activity. The transcript is spliced from 5 exons.
AUGGCUAAACGAGUGUACGCUGGACAGAGGAGCCAUACAGAAGACAGUUCCUUUGGUUCGGCCGUGCGAGCAUAACUUCUGGUCCAAAAUGCCGCUCGAAUUGUUCCUUGAUUUACACUCUCAACCAUGUCGCUCCGUCUUUAUGUUUGCCAAGAAAAAUAACAUUGCGUUUGAAUUCAAGAAAAUCGACCUGGCUGCAGGCCAACAUUAUGGAGAAGAGUUUGGGAAGAUCAGUAUUCUGAGGAAGGUCCCUGUAAUGAGAGAUGAAGAAUUCAUUCUCGCAGAGAGCAUUGCAAUCCUGAAGUAUCUGGCAGAGAAAUUCAGAACCCCGGAUCAUUGGUACCCAGCUGACCUACAGAAGCGAGCCCGUGUAAAUGAAUACCUGUCCUGGCAGCACACAGCAAUAAGGACCCAUGGUUCAAAGGUCUUCUGGUUCCGGGCCAUGGUUCCCAUCAUAACGGGGGCUGAAGUUCCCAAAGAGAAGAUGGACUCUGCAAUGGAAGACCUCAACACAUCUUUGAAGCUGUUUGAAGAGAAAUUUCUCCAGGACAGACCCUUCAUUGUUGGAGACCAGAUCUCACUAGCGGACCUGGUGGCUCAUGUGGAGAUCAUGCAGCCUGUUGGGACUGGCGUGGAUGUAUUCAAAGACAGACCUAAGCUGCGAGCCUGGAGCGACCGUGUGAAGACGGAAAUGGGUGAGGCUCUUUUUGAUGAGGCUCACAGCAUCAUAAUGAACGUGCACAACCUGCCUCAGACCUUCCAGGACAACGGCAUGCUGGAGUUUCUCAAACCCAAGAUCCAGAAAAUGUUCAACUGAUAUGAACUUGACAGAAUGCAACCUCACCCAAUGCUUUAAAACAUGCUUUAAUUCCACUGAAUCAGUUUAUAUCGAAGUAAAUCUUUUGUCAUGCUAAAGUAAAUGCUUUAUACCCAGAAUGUUAUUAUAAUUCUUGAUGUAUUGGUUUACAUGGUGGGGAUGCACCCUGCUUAGUUGUGUUGUUCCUGAACAGAUACACUGUCACUGUAUUUUGAUAUGGAAAAUUUUGUAAAAUCAGAUGAUAAAUAAAGAAUGCCAGUUUCAGUCAAA